UGUAAAAAAUAUAGAAGAGCCUUGAUAAUGACAGAAGGCAUGAAUGCAAGUAAAGGUGUUGGACAUCAUCAUAAAGAUUUGCACUUCGAUCAGAUCCGUGAUAUUCAACUAAUCGUCGACAAUCUCCUCUUUGGAUCGGUUUUUCUCAGACAACCUCGAGGUGUCUCUGAAGGCGCUGUCCCUAAGAAGCCUAGUGAUGUUCCGAGUUUAGAAGAAGUUUCACAGCAAAUCGAUGGAACAAUCACGCACAUGCAUAGUUUGUCAGGCCGACUUAAUGAACUUUUGGAGAAUAAGGACAAUGAAUGCUUUGAAGAUCAAAUCGAUGAAUACUUAAGAGAGUUAGAAGAUUCUGAACGAACCUUGGCUGCAUUAAAACCAAUGCUUAAUCAAGAGAAUCUUACAGAAGGAGAAAUAGGAAAAUCGGAUGUUUCUUGGCUUUCGUGGAGACGAAACACACUGGGAGCAAAAUUACAUAGAGAAAGCAAUGAGCUACAUUCUCUAAUAGAGGGCAGUGAAAAUGGUGACAAUAUUGAAAAGACCGCAAAAAAUAGAUUGAAGACUGCCGAAGGGCUGCUAAAGACGGCAGAUAGUUUGCAAAGGAGCGCUCAGUACCUUUCCUGGUUCACAACCCGUGUAAUGGAAUACAAUGAGACGCUACCUGAGAUUGAGAAAGAUUUUACUUGCUCAUUAGUAGCUCAAUGGGUCCAAGAAGAGGUGAACAAAGUACAAGAACAUCACAAAAAUUGCAAGAAUUUUUGUUCUGAAUUGGCAAGUAAGACGGAAAAAUGA
This is a messenger RNA of Meloidogyne enterolobii, 789 nucleotides long. NCBI's taxonomy places the organism in Eukaryota, Metazoa, Nematoda, Chromadorea, Rhabditida, Meloidogynidae. The record is from the annotation of a GenBank genome assembly.